Messenger RNA from Lycium ferocissimum, 2337 nucleotides. RefSeq names its product protein LIKE EARLY STARVATION, chloroplastic. Gene Ontology annotation, cellular component: chloroplast stroma; starch grain. Gene Ontology annotation, molecular function: starch binding. The record is from RefSeq and is a predicted model, not a curated record. Bases 393 to 2081 code for a protein of 562 amino acids. Gene Ontology annotation, biological process: regulation of starch metabolic process; starch metabolic process. NCBI's taxonomy places the organism in Eukaryota, Viridiplantae, Streptophyta, Magnoliopsida, Solanales, Solanaceae. The transcript is spliced from 4 exons.
AUAUUUUAGACAACUCUGAUCCAUUAAACCAAAAAUCAAACGAAAAAUAAUAAUCUAAACCUUAUCAUAUGAGACACAAACCAUGCAAUCCUGGCCACAUUUCUCAAAAAUAUAUUUCCAAUUUUUUUUUCUUCUUUUAAUUUCUUUUACCUCUCAGAGAAGCAGUAAAUAUGGCACCUCCCUUUACAGCAUUACCAAGCUAAAGAAGACAGCAUCACAACCUUCCUUCAAUUUCAAGAAAACUUUUCUUUUUCUCUUUCCAAAAACAGAAUAAUAAAAGCCUAUAAAUAUUUGACACUCCCAAAACCACUUCUCAGUUCUCACAAUAUUCAAAAAUCCACCUCUCUUUACUCUGCAAACUGCAAAGUACAGAGCUCUAAACACACUCUCCAAUGGCCACUCAUUUCUCACGCGCCACCACACGCGCCUCCAUGCCAGUACCCCAAGAACCCAAACUGGAAUACCCAUUUUCCCUUUCAACUAGAAAACUUCAAAACCAAUGGAAAAACAAGAGUAGUUCAAGAAUCAAGGUUUCAUCAGAUAAUGGAAAUGACUCAUCAUAUUUGGACAUGUGGAAGAAAGCAGUUGAGCGUGAAAGAAAGACUAAUGAGUUUCAAAGAAUAGCUGAGAAUAUUUCUGCUGAUGUUGAUCAAGUGGAAGAAAGUAGUGAGGUGUUGGAAAAGAAAAGUGAUGAAUUCAAGAAGAUUCUUGAAGUUGAUCCUGAAGAAAGAGAUAGAAUUCAAAGAAUGCAAGUUAUUGAUCGUGCUGCUGCUGCUCUUGCUGCUGCUAAGGCAUUGCUUAAGGAGAAUCCAGUGUCCCAAGAAGAUGACAGUUCAGUUAAAUUGGAUGCUCAUGAUGAAAAUAAACAAGAAGGACCAGGAAAUGUCAUUUCCAUUAUGCCUCGAUCUGGAACAAUUAUGGGAACACCAGGUCCAAGCUUCUGGUCCUGGACACCUCCUUCAGACAGCUCUUUUGAUGACAUUCAGAUGAAGUCAGACACGUCUCUGUCUUCGGACCCACCAAACCCUGUGAUAGAGAUAGAACGAUCUCCAGAUUUUCUAUCUAUCCCAUUUCAGAGUGCUAUGGUUGAUAGCAAACAUAGUCCUCCUCUUCCACCUCUGCAGUCACAUUUAGAGGUUGAAAAUUUGGAAGAUUCCAGCGCAACAUCUGAGAUACCUCACCAGGAGGAGGAACGUGAGCUUGGCAUUCUGUUCUCCACAAAUGCAGCAGAAGCAGCUUAUGCACUUAAGCAGGAAAACGAAGUAUCAUCUGAGGGAAUCAAACCUGAUGGAUCAAGAUGGUGGAAGGAGACGGGUACUGAAAAACGACCUGACGGGGUGGUCUGCAAGUGGACUCUAAUGAGAGGCGUUAGUGCGGACAAAACUGUUGAAUGGGAAGACAAGUAUUGGGAAGCUGCUGAUGAAUUUGGUCAUAAGGAACUCGGUUCUGAGAAGUCGGGACGCGAUGCUGCUGGAAAUGUGUGGCAUGAGUUCUGGAAAGAAUCAAUGUGGCAGAGUGGUGGACUUGUCCAUAUGGAGAAAACUGCAGAUAAGUGGGGAAGGAAUAUUAAAGGUGAGGAGUGGCAGGAGAAAUGGUGGGAGCACUAUGGUGCCGGUGGCCAAGCAGAGAAAUGGGCCCAUAAGUGGUGCAGCAUUGAUCCAAACACACCCCUUGAUGCUGGUCAUGCUCAUGUUUGGCAUGAAAGGUGGGGUGAGAAGUAUGAUGGAAAAGGCGGAAGCACAAAGUAUACUGAUAAAUGGGCUGAGCGCUUUGAGGGAGAUGGUUGGGCGAAGUGGGGUGAUAAAUGGGACGAGAACUUUGAUCUAAAUGGACAUGGUGUCAAGCAAGGGGAGACAUGGUGGGCAGGCAAAUACGGAGACCGCUGGAAUCGCACUUGGGGAGAGGGCCACAAUGGUUCUGGAUGGGUGCACAAGUAUGGAAAGAGCAGCAACGGGGAGCACUGGGACACACACAUAAACGAAGAAACAUGGUAUGAAAGAUACCCUCAUUAUGGCUUCUACCAUUGCUUUGAGAAUUCAGUCCAACUCCGUGAAGUCGAGAGACCUUCUGAAUGGCCAUGAGGAGUAUUCUUUCGUUCUUUUGCUACUAUCCACCAGGGCUCGAAAUAGUAUAUAGAUCAUAUUUUCUGCUUGUUCAGCUUAUCAAGCUAUUAUAACCGAGUAUACUAGUAUAGGAAUUCGGCUACUUGCUUUCUGAUGUAACUUCAGUACUGAUAUUUUGUCAAAAGAUUAAUUCAGCUCUUGUAAGAUAAGUAGUAGGAGCAUAUUUUGAAACAAAGAAGUUACCUAUACUGCUAUAAUAUUGCCUUAUGGAAUA